Aspergillus ochraceoroseus IBT 24754 is the source of this 450-nucleotide messenger RNA. RefSeq lists its product as uncharacterized. Lineage: Eukaryota; Fungi; Ascomycota; Eurotiomycetes; Eurotiales; Aspergillaceae. The record is from RefSeq and is a predicted model, not a curated record. The coding region runs from base 1 to 450 and encodes 149 amino acids. The transcript is spliced from 3 exons.
AUGACUGUCAGUUGGACUGUGGACAAGAAUGUCAAGCUCUUCCUUGGUGUUUUGGAACAGCUCAAGGCCCAUAAGGUCAAGGUGGACAACGCUAAACUGGCAGAAUACAUGGGGCCUGGAUGUACUGCCCGUGCGGUGGAGACCCAGAUAGCCAAACUGAAGAAGCAGGCUGAAGAUUCCUCAAACGGUCACAGUCCCAGCGGUCCUUCGACUCCUGUGUCAACCCCCAGAAAAAGGACGGCAGAUCGCGGUUCAAAGACAAACACUCCUAUCAAGAAGGCGAAAGCGUCCCUUCCCCUCGACCCUGGCGGGAGCAGUGAGGCUGAUGAAGAGGAACUCUUUGCGGGGAAUAUGAAGAUGAAAGUGAAGAAAGAGGACUAUAAGCAGGAAGAUGACCAGAUUAAGGAAGAACAAGAAGAGAUGUUCCUGGACUGGGCGGAUUCAGCGUGA